Boeremia exigua is the source of this 579-nucleotide messenger RNA. RefSeq lists its product as uncharacterized. The coding region runs from base 1 to 579 and encodes 192 amino acids. The transcript is spliced from 3 exons. The record is from RefSeq and is a predicted model, not a curated record. NCBI's taxonomy places the organism in Eukaryota, Fungi, Ascomycota, Dothideomycetes, Pleosporales, Didymellaceae.
AUGGCCGCCACAUCCAUUUGCGACGACGCGGUCGAGCUCGCAGACGAGGUCAUAAAACUGCACAACUCUCUCGAACAGUUUUGCGCCUCGUACGCCGACGUCGAGAAGAAGACGGCCGCCAGAAACUUCUUCACCGUGCACUGGGGCACCUUUGAGGAGGGACCCAUCGACGCCGCCGGAGUCCUCGAGCAGCUCGAGGAAGACAUCGAGAAGACGGAGACCGCCCUCGCGGCUGCCAAGCAGAAGCUGGAAGAUAUUCUCAAUGGCAUGCACCCUGGUGAGCACGUCCUGUGGUGGAGCCGUUGCAAGCGCCAGCACUCCCCAAUCAAACCUUUGGCGGAGUACAAGCCUUUCCUUGAGGAGCUCGCCAGCGAGCUUACCAGCGAGUGUCCGAGCAUGAUAUUUUCUAGCGAAGAGUGGUCCGACGAAGAGAAGGAAGAUCCGGCUUCAGAGGAAGAGAUGGCUUCGGAGGAGGACGAUGAGGACAAGGAAGACAAGGAAGAGAAGGAGGAGGAUGAAGACGAGCAGGAUGAGAACAAAGAGGAGAAGAAGAAGGAUGAAGAGGAGGAGAAGAAGUAG